Mytilus californianus (California mussel) is the source of this 1432-nucleotide messenger RNA. RefSeq lists its product as uncharacterized. The transcript has a single exon. Bases 171 to 1319 code for a protein of 382 amino acids. Lineage: Eukaryota; Metazoa; Mollusca; Bivalvia; Mytilida; Mytilidae. The record is from RefSeq and is a predicted model, not a curated record.
CUUUCAAAGGCUACACAAGUAUUGCAGCAAUCACAUAUCCAAACCUGAUUGCAUCAUUGACCGGAAAAACUGCGUACAGCAAUGAACUACCGAAGUUAGACCCUAGGAAAGAAUUCACCGAUAAUUACCCUUUUAUAUGGAAAAACUUUUCCCAAAAAGGAUAUGUUACAAUGUUCAGUGAAGAUUUCCCAGAAAUAAGCAUGUUUAAUUAUAUGCAAAAGGGUUUUAAAGAUUCUCCGGUAGAUCAUUACCUUAGACCGUACUACGUAGCAAGGAAAAAAUUGCACCCAGUGCAAUCGAAUUUGGACCAAGUGUUUAUGUUCCUGGAAGAUAAAGAUAUUAAAAUGAGAAAAUAUUCAUCUCUUUGUUAUAAAAGUCGUCCAAAACAUGCAAUACAUAUAGAUCACUAUAAAAACUUUGUAUCAACUUAUAAAGGAUAUCGGAAAUUUGGAUUGUCAUGGUUAACAGAGAUAGGGCAUGAUUAUAUGAAUUUCUUAGAACUUGCCGAUGAUGAUAUAGAACAAAUGAUUCAAUAUUUUUAUAAAGAAGGACUUUUCAAGAAUACAAUUUUUAUUUUGUUUGGAGAUCAUGGUCCUAGGACGGAUGAAAUUCGAAAUACAGCCAUUGGAAGAAUAGAAGAGCGUAUGCCAUGGUUAAGCAUUGUUAUUCCUAAACAAAUUAAGAAGAAAUACCCUCAUAUACAUACAAAUUUAAAAGACAACGAAAAUAAGUUAACGUCACCAUUUGAUUUGCAUGAAACUUUCGUGGACAUACUUAAUGAAAAUUUUACGUUUUCUGAGGAAUUUAUGAAAAGACCGUAUCCGAGAGGGAUAAGUCUUUUAAGGGAGAUACCAAAAGAUAGGUCAUGUUCUGACGCUGCUAUAGCAGAACAUUUUUGUGCAUGUUAUACAUCACACAACGUGUCAGUAAAUACUCGUAUGAUAAAUAUAGGAAAGUUUAUUGUGAAUUCAAUUAACAUUAAACUUGCACAAUUUAAAGACAAAUGCUCAAAUUUAUCUUUGUAUCAAGUUAAAGAAGCCCAGGAAAUCAAAACGGGUUUAGAACACAGAGAAGACUUUAGUAGAAAGACUUUGUUGAAUCUGUUUUAUCAACCAGAGGUUGAAUCCGAACAACGUUACGUUGUUUUAAUCGAAACUAUCCCUGGUCAUUCCUUAUUUGAAGGUACAGUUAGUAGCAAAAACAAUGAACUGACGCUUCUAGGUGACGUUAGUCGAACCAAUAGAUAUAAUAACCAAUCACAUUGUAUAUCCUUUAAAACUAUGAAACAUUUGUGUUACUGUGAAGAUUUAACAUUGUGAAAUCAAUGAACUAUAAGUAAUAUGGGAUCAAUAACCGUUUGGUUAUCAUUUAUAAUGUAGAGGUUUUAUAUUUUUCAGACAAUCAUAAAACAGAAUAAAACUGUGUAGAAAUA